Molecule: messenger RNA, 1572 nt
Organism: Neoarius graeffei (lesser salmon catfish)
Lineage: Eukaryota; Metazoa; Chordata; Actinopteri; Siluriformes; Ariidae
Product: G-protein coupled receptor 22
Exons: 2
Coding region: 1-1572 (523 amino acids)
Biological process (GO): G protein-coupled receptor signaling pathway
Cellular component (GO): membrane
Molecular function (GO): G protein-coupled receptor activity; peptide binding
Source: RefSeq, a predicted model, not a curated record
AUGAUUGUUUCCAUGGAGACAGAUGGCAGCUUUUCCGAGGGCCCCACACUCACGCUCCUGCAGUCAAAUGACGGUGUGGGGGCAGGGCUUGUCAAGCCCGAGGAGGCAUGGCUUGGCUUCCGGGCCACAGUGAGUGCUGUGCUGCUGUUGGAGUUGCUGCUCGGCGUGGGCGGGAACCUGACGGUGUUGGUGUUGUACUGUGGCCACUGCAGCCUUCUCGAGUCGGUCAGCCAUGCUGUCACCCUCAGCCUGCAUAUGCUUGACCUGUUGCUCUGUCUGCUCUGCCUGCCCAUCACUGCAAUACUCCUCCUUCUGGGUGGAGCCUCCAGCCCUCAUCAUGUCCUGCUCUGCUGUCUCCAUGAAUCAGCAGCCACCUUCGCCAGUGUAGGAACUGCACUCAACCUGCUGCUCAUUAGCCUCGAUCGCUAUGACAUCAGUGUCCGUCCAGCCAAUCGUCUGCUUACACAACGGAGAGCAGCGUUUUUGCUAGCUGGAGUGUGGGUGGUGUCUUUAACCUUGCCGGUCUUGCCAUUUGUGGAGGCAGGACUUGGCUCUGGGGCAACACAUGGAUCACCUGUUUAUUCAAAUAGCACUCUGAUGUGUUCCCAGCUGGUAGGGACUCUGCAAGCUCAUCUCUUUCUGCAGGCUCCCAUCUUCCUGUGCUCAUUGGCUGUAAUGCUGUUUACUUACUCGCGCAUCCUGCAGGCCCUGCGCAUUCGUAUCGGACAUCCAGCCAGAGCACAAAGAGGCACCACGCGACUCGUCCGGCGCCCCUGGCAGCAUCGUAAGAGGUCUGCAAAGUCACCAGAUCACAUGACAAAGACUGUAUCUGUCUCUCCUCCUCCCCUCUCCACUGGACCACUUGUGGCUUCAGACACCAUCACCACAGUGACCAUGAACACAGAGACCAACACACCAUCAGUGAGCACUCCACGGAGUCCAACCCCCACCACUGCGACCACUGCAACCACACCCUUUACACUGACCCCGAAUGUAGGCUUCAUCCCUCUAAACCCCAGCCCCUCAAUAUCCACCAUAACCACACCUCUUAAGCAUACUACAUCAUCCACAGCCUUGCCAUGUAAUCCCAGUCCAACCAUAUCCACCACACCAUUGAGUCCCUCUGCUCCUCAUGCUCCACCUAGUGUUGGUGUAGGAGCCUCGGUGUCUGCCAUCUUGGCUCUGCGCCGUGCUGUGAGACGUCACAGAGACCGAAGGGAACGUCAGAAACGUGUCUUCCGCAUGUCUGUCAUCAUCGUUCUCUCUUUUCUGCUGUGCUGGGCUCCUCUGUCCAUUACACCACUCCUACAUCUGGCCAUCGGACCCUCUGAUUGGCUGGAACGCCUCAGGGUCUGCUUCCUUGUGCUUGCCUACUGGACAGUGGUGCUCCAUCCACUGCUGUAUGCGUUCACGCGGCAGAAACUGCGAAAAGUCCUGCACACACGUCUGCACAGGCUACGCAACAACAACACACACACCACGGGUCGGAUAAAGCAGAGGAAUCGACGCAAGCACAGGGCAGACUGCAGCGACACCACUGACCGCUGCCUGAUGGAGGCUGUCCGUGAGUGA